CUGAGGCGAGAGGCGGCCGCCUACCGGAGGGCCCCGGGGCUGCCCCGGCUUCCAGGGCAUGCUGUGAUGGCUGCUGAGAAGAGGCUGCAAGAGUACGGGGUGCUUUGCAUUCAGGAAUACAGAAAACACAGCAAAGUGGAGUCAAGUACACCACGGAACAGCUUCAUGGGCUUGAAGGAUCACCUGGGGAAUGACCUUGGCCACCUUUAUGUGGAGAGCACAGACCCACAGUUAAGUGCAGCUGUGCCCUGGCCAAUGCUAGAAAAACCAGCAAUGGAUACAGUUAGUGCCGAGAAGGAGGAAAAAGAGGUGUCUGAGGAGAAUGUGAGCUCUGGUGACUCCGAGGAAAGCACAAAUUCUGAUCAUGAGUCGGAACAAUUGGGAAGCAUUUCAGUAGAGCCAUGCUUAUUAACCAAGACUCACCGACAACUGUGUAGGUCUCCCUGUUUAGAGCCUCACAUACUCAAACACAAUGAAAUUUUGCAAGAGUUUAAACCUGAAGAGUCCCAGACUACAUCCAAGGAAGUGAAGAAACCCCCCGAUGUGGUUCGAGAAUACCAAACAAAGCUGGAGUUUGCACUUAAGUUAGGUUAUUCUGAAGAACAGGUUCAGCUUGUGCUAAACAAACUUGGUACCGAUGCUUUAAUCAAUGACAUUUUGGGAGAACUGGUCAAGCUUGGAAAUAAAAGCGAGACAGAUCAAACAGUUAGCACAGUUACCAGUACAACGAGAGAAACGACUUCCCUGGAGUCUCAAAGGUCUGAAUCUCCGGUGCAAGAGGUUGUAGCAGAUGAUGGGGAAAAUCUGAGACCAAUCGUUAUUGAUGGCAGCAACGUGGCAAUGAGCCACGGAAAUAAAGAAGUAUUUUCCUGCCGAGGAAUCAAAUUGGCAGUGGAUUGGUUUUUGGAAAGAGGCCACAAAGAUGUGACGGUUUUUGUCCCUGCUUGGAGAAAAGAGCAGUCCCGACCUGACGCGCUCAUCACAGAUCAGGAAAUUUUACGUAAGUUAGAGAAGGAGAAAAUCCUGGUGUUCACACCGUCGCGGCGAGUCCAGGGAAGGCGCGUGGUGUGCUAUGAUGACAGGUUCAUCGUGAAGCUGGCUUUUGAGUCAGAUGGUAUCAUUGUGUCCAAUGAUAACUACAGGGAUCUGGCUAACGAAAAACCAGAAUGGAAGAAGUUCAUCGACGAGCGGUUAUUAAUGUAUUCCUUUGUCAAUGACAAAUUCAUGCCCCCGGAUGACCCUCUUGGCAGACAUGGCCCAAGUCUGGACAAUUUCUUGAGGAAGAAACCUAUUGUUCCUGAACACAAAAAGCAGCCCUGUCCAUAUGGAAAGAAGUGCACCUACGGACACAAGUGCAAAUAUUAUCAUCCCGAAAGGGGCAGUCAGCCUCAGCGGUCAGUGGCUGAUGAACUUCGUGCCAUGUCUAGAAAUACAGUGGCCAAAGCUGCCAAUGAAGGAGGACUGGUGAAAAGCAACAGUGUUCCUUGUAGCACCAAGGCUGAUAGCACUUCUGACGUCAAACGAGGUGCUCCAAAGAGGCAAUCAGAUCCGAGCAUCAGGACUCAAGUCUACCAAGACCUAGAAGAAAAGCUUCCCACCAAAAACAAAUUGGAAACCAGGUCUGUUCCUUCUUUAGUUAGUAUUCCGGCUACUUCUUCUGCAAAACCCCAAAGCACUACAUCUUUAAGCAAUGGCCUUCCAUCUGGGGUUCAUUUCCCAGCUCAGGAUCAAAGACCACAGGGACAAUAUCCUCCGAUGAUGAUGGCAACCAAAAACCAUGGAACGCCAAUGCCUUAUGAACAGUACCCAAAAUGUGACUCCCCGGUUGACGUAGGAUAUUAUUCCAUGUUGAAUGCAUACUCAAACCUGAGUAUCUCGGGCCCGCGAAGCCCCGAGAGGCGGUUCUCGUUAGACACAGACUACAGAAUCAGCUCUGUCGCCUCUGACUGCAGUAGUGAAGGCAGCAUGAGCUGUGGGAGCAGCGACUCCUACGUGGGGUACAACGACCGGUCCUACGUCAGUUCUCCCGACCCGCAGCUGGAAGAGAAUCUGAAGUGUCAACACAUGCACCCUCACAGCCGCCUUAAUUCCCAACCCUUCCUACAGAAUUUCCACGACCCCUUAACCAGAGUGCAAAGUUACAGUCAUGAAGAACCAAAGUUCCAUCACAAGCCUCCUCUCCCGCACUUGGCUGUGCACCUGCAGCACCCGGCCGUGGGUGCCCGGUCCAGCUGUCCUGGUGAUUACCCCUCUCCCCCAAGUUCAGCACACUCUAAGGCACCGCACCUAGGGAGGUCCUUAGUGGCCACGAGAAUAGACAGCAUUUCUGAUUCUCGAUUGUAUGACAGCUCUCCUUCCAGACAAAGGAAGCCUUAUUCCCGUCAGGAAGGGCUGGGCAGCUGGGACAGGCCAAGUUACGGGAUGGAUACGUAUGGGUACCGGCAGACUUACUCCUUGCCCGACAACUCCACACAGCCAUGCUACGAGCAGUUCACUUUCCAGAGCCUACCUGAACAGCAAGAGCCGACCUGGCGAAUCCCGUACUGUGGAAUGCCACAAGACCCUCCAAGGUAUCAAGACAGCCGAGAAAAGAUCUACAUCAACCUGUGCAACAUCUUCCCACCUGACCUUGUGAGAAUCGUCAUGAAAAGGAACCCUCACAUGACAGAUCCCCAGCAGCUCGCCGCGGCCAUUCUAGUGGAGAAAUCCCAACUGGGUUAUUGAAAGCUGAUGCAUCUUUGUGGUGUUUAGUAGUUUUUUGUUCAGCUCAAAUGCUGAAGGAGGUUUGCUACAAUAGCACAUGUGAUCUCCUUCCCAGUGAGGAGGUCAUGUAGUAUCCAUUUAUGUGAAAUACUGUACCAUGGAAUCUGUAUGUAUAGCCCCACUCGGUGGAAGUAUCCCGGGAUUGCUUUACAUUCAAACUUUUUUUAACAUUUCCUUUUUAAAGCUAUAUCCUUGGCUGGAAGUUUUUCCAGUUUGAUUUAAUAGAUGUAUCCGUGAUCUUUGAUAUUAACUUUGGUGCAUCAGGGGUUUAUAUGCAGCACUUUUUAUCCUUGUUUCAUGUUUUAUUAACUGGGUGUUUGUCUAUCAAUUGCAAGCAAUUACAAUACCUUCAGAAUGUGGAACAUUUAAUUAGACCUAGCAAACUGUUUUUUCAAGCCAAGCUUAAUUAGAAUCUUUUACAGCUUUUUAAGUUAUUUUUAUUUGGGGAACGUGGGCUUCUUUGUGCUAUAAUCAUAAUUUAUAGAAACAAAGAUAUACUACAGCACUGACUUUAUAUUUUAAACAAAGUGUAAGUUACCAAUUUAUGUUGAAAUGGGUAACACUAUAUAUAUAUAUAUACAUAUAUAUAUAUGAAUUGAUUUUCAGUAUGGCACUUUUUUUUGUUUGGAUUGUUUUUUGUUAAGAAAUUAGUUAAUUUAAUAUGGUCAAUUUAAAAGAAAGCAGAUGCAAUCAAUGGAAAAAAAUUGUUUCCAUUUUUUUUUUUUAACAAAGAAGGCAAAAGCCGUAACUGUUACAGGUUAGAGCUUUGUAAUCCAGCUCUAAUGUGCUUCUAGACAGUAGAAAUGGAGUUGAAUUUCUAGAUUUCCAUUAGCCUGCAUUUUUAAUAUGUAUGUCUUUUUGUUUUGGGGGCACAAUAAUAAUACUGGAUAAAAUAACCCUUUUACAGUACUGGCUUGUUUUUAAUGAAUCUAUUCUCAAUGCAACUUUUAUAUUUAGUAUGCUCUUUAGCUUUCUUGCUAUUUAUGAAGGCUGGCCUGAGUGGAUUCAUGUGUUGACGAUAUGCAACACUUAUUGAUAACUGCACUAUAGAAACGGUAAUGGAGGAGUUGUAAAUGGUAACUUAAAUUUUUUGUAAGAUAUUGUAUAUUUUCCAUUUUCCUGAAGGUAGUUGUUUUUUUUUGG
Molecule: messenger RNA, 3906 nt
Organism: Lepus europaeus (European hare)
Lineage: Eukaryota; Metazoa; Chordata; Mammalia; Lagomorpha; Leporidae
Gene: ZC3H12C
Product: zinc finger CCCH-type containing 12C
Exons: 6
Coding region: 67-2724 (885 amino acids)
Cellular component (GO): cytoplasmic ribonucleoprotein granule; nucleus
Molecular function (GO): mRNA binding; RNA endonuclease activity; metal ion binding
Source: RefSeq, a predicted model, not a curated record